Messenger RNA from Cryptomeria japonica (Japanese cedar), 885 nucleotides. RefSeq names its product embryo-specific protein ATS3A. The record is from RefSeq and is a predicted model, not a curated record. Lineage: Eukaryota; Viridiplantae; Streptophyta; Pinopsida; Cupressales; Cupressaceae. The transcript has 2 exons. Gene Ontology annotation, molecular function: protein binding. Bases 129 to 674 code for a protein of 181 amino acids.
CCAAGAUUGAAAGACAAGAAACCUGAUUUGCCCAGUUAUAAGAAAGGCGAUCAAGAUAAUUUCUUGCGACACUCAACUUUAGUUUGAGGUUAUUUUAUUAUAUAUCUGCAGAAAAUCCCAGUGGAGCUAUGGCAUGGAGACUUCAGAUUCUUGGUUUUCUUCUCAUAAAUUUGGCUCUACUGGCGUGUAUAUGUGCCACUGCACAGGAAGAAAACUGUUCCUAUACAUUAGAGGUGGAGACAUCAUGUUAUCUACUUUCAGGGACAGAUGAGCGGGUACUUGUGAGGUUUGGGGACAAAAGCUUUUAUGACAAAAACAAAACCGAGGUGCUGGAACGGCAUCUCAGUGAAUCCAUGAAUGAAGGCAAUGCAAAGCCCUUCAAGAGGUGCAAGACCGAUAAGUUCAACUUAAGCGGGCCUUGUGUAAAGGACAAAUUGUGUUAUGCAUAUUUUAAAGUUGAUGGUAAAGAUGAUUGGCGCGUCAAUCACGCCAUAAUUUAUCAUGAAAACGGUGAAGAUAUAUUCCGCUUGGAUAAAAAGCUUCCAGGGAAUGCCUGGUACGGUCGUGAAUUCUGCGAUAAGAAUUUCCCGAUGCUUGCCUCUUUGGCAGAGGCGGAGGAUGCACAUAAGCACGUGAAUCGGAAGCUUAACCAGAAACGGAAACCGAGGGCAUAAAUGACCUUUGCUUACUAGAAGAUUUGUGAACAGCUUGAACACACAAAUCUUUUUAAAUAAAUGGUUAUCCACUGGUAUCAGGGGUAGAAAAGGUGUUUAAUCUUCUUGUACUGGAGAUGUUUGUGUAUUAAUAAUCUCUUUCAUGUGAUAAUGUGAAAGAGACAUUAAGCUCUGUAUCUUUAAGAUAAAAGUUAUUGGUUUUGACUGGUUA